Molecule: messenger RNA, 8845 nt
Organism: Platichthys flesus (European flounder)
Lineage: Eukaryota; Metazoa; Chordata; Actinopteri; Pleuronectiformes; Pleuronectidae
Gene: nhsb
Product: Nance-Horan syndrome b (congenital cataracts and dental anomalies)
Exons: 13
Coding region: 1-5211 (1736 amino acids)
Biological process (GO): cell differentiation; lens development in camera-type eye
Source: RefSeq, a predicted model, not a curated record
AUGCCAUUCGCCAAAAGGAUUGUGGAGCCGCCGCUUCUGUGCAGGAACCACAUCCUCAACGAUGAGGGUCUGCUUUUCGAGGACCUGUGUUCCAUCAAUAACGUGGUUCUGUCCCGGACCUUGCGACAGCUGUCCGACCUGGCCCGGCACGCCUGCUCCUUAUUUCAGGAGCUGGAGAACGACAUCCUCCACACCAACCAGCGGGUCUGGGUCCUCCAGAACAAAAUAGGCCAGAUACAGCAGACUGCCAGUGCCCUAGACCCUAAAAAGGAGGCAGUGCCGGUGUCGAACCUGGACAUAGAAAGCAAGCUGUCAGUGCACUAUCAGGCUCCAUGGCACCAACAACACAACGUGUUUCAUCCCUGCACCCGACCGCCAUGUCUGGAGGAGCUGCACAGAAAUGCUCAUCUCAGCCUCAGAGCCCUGAACCGAGACGAACAACAGCACGAACAACGGUCCACAAGUCGGGAAAGAAACAGGGUGACCAUCUCUAUCUCAGUGGCGCCCCCUAUGCCCACUUUCCCCUCACCACACAGCAUUCGCCGGCAACAGAGAAGUCGGCUGGCGCGAGCGCAAGAGAGAGCAGAGAGGGAGCGAGAGUUAGACUAUCAACCCAGGAAGGAGAGGACUGUGAGAGAAACAGAGAUCCAGACCAUCCAGAGAAAGGAGAGGCCAGGGAGAGAAGCAAAUGUUCAGACGAUCCAAAGAAAGUUUGCGUGCUUUUACUCACUUCAACCUAUUGAAAGUUGCAUCUUCAUCCCAUGGAAUAGAAAGGCUACCUCGAUGGGGGAAGAUGAAGGUUGUGAGGUCUUGGGAGGGCACAGAGCCAAGUCCUCAGCCCCCAACGCUUCCUCAACCCAAAAUAAGCAGACGAGCUGGUCCAAGGAAAACCACCCACCUUCAGAUCUGAAGAUAUCUGCCGAUUCUCACUCCAUCUCCUCCUGCAUUAUCCCCAUCAACGUCACAGGCGUUGGGUUUGACAGGGAAGCCAGUGCUCGUUGCUCUCUAGUACAUUCCCAGUCGGUUCUUCAGAGGAGGAGGAAGCUAAGGAGGAGGAAGACCAUCACGGGGAUACCCAAAAGAGUGCACCAGGACAUGGACUCAGAUGAAUCACCCGUAGCAAGAGAGCGCACAGUGAUCGUCCAUGCCAACCCGCACCAACUCUCUCUCUAUGAGGAAGAUCUCUCAAUCAGUGGUCGGCUCCAUCACACUCGUGACUCUGGCUGCCAGACAGAUGAUUGCCUUAUAGCAUGUUCAGCUGCUCCCUCCAGACGACGCAUCAGAGCGCAACGUGGCCAUCAGGGAAUCCCUGCCUCUCUCUCUCAUUCGACAGGCAACAUUUCGUCACUGGGUGACCAGUCAGAUUCCACAUACACCUGCUCUUCCAGCCACGGUGGACGCUUGCGCUCUCGCAGCCUUCCACGAGAGGGCGGACGUCUAAUGGACAGUGAUGAUGACGACGAUGAUGACGACGAUGACGAUGAUGACAAUUAUGAUGAUGACGAUGAAGAUGAGGAGCUGUCACCAUAUGAAGCUGAGGACUUUAUUCCAUCUGGCCCUAGUCCAAGAAUGAAGAUGAUGAUGAUGAAGGAUGAGGAAGAGAGCACAGAUGACCAGGCUGCCCCUGAGCCACUGCAACUUGGAAGCCUAAAAAGGUUACAGCGAUCUGGGGAUAGAGACCGAGGGGGUGGAGGAGGAGGAAGCCCAGAGCAUAGCUGGAUGGAGAGGGGCCGUUCUCGCUUACCCCGCAAAGCUGACAUGGGAAGCUGUGAGAUCUCAUCAAGUUCAGAUACUUUCAGCAGUCCUAUUCACUCUGUGUCUACAACAGGAGUUCUAGGAAGCCAUGUGGACCAUAAAGAGGACCACCAGUCGUCAAGUGGGAACUGGAGUGGUUCCAGCUCCACCUGCCCAUCUCAGACAUCUGAAACCAUACCCCCACCCUCAUCUCCACCACUGACAGGCUCUUCCCAUUGUGACUCAGAGCUAUCACUCAACACUGUGCCCAUUGCCAUUGAUGAGGGAUUUUCCCUGGAUAGCUCAUACCACUCUGACCUCAGACCCCAGGGCCAGGGCCACAGGUCAAGCUCAUUUACAUCCUCAGCCACAGAUCAGCUAGAUGACGCAGGGGUGAGUACAGCAAGUGAGGGGGAGUGGACAUACCCUCAAGACCAAGACCAGACUGAUCAAGACCAAGACCCUGAUCAGAUCCAAAGCCUGAGACAGAGUCAUGGGUUAGCUCAGGAGUACAGCUCCAAACAAGGUUUGGAAAACCAAACCUGUUUUAUUGACAAUACCCCCAACACUGAAAAGGGGCCUGGCUCUCUUUACGCAUCAGAGACAAACAGUUUCUACUCCUCAUCAGUGCAUUUUGGGGAGUGUAAUCCGAGUUACAGAGGUUACCUGUAUAACUAUGCAGACCAGGGACCUGACUGCAGUCAAUCCAACACUGUGGCAGCAGCACUAUCCCAUGGAGUAUACCUCCAAUCCUCAACUGACCUAAGAGCAGGCACUAUGACCCUGGGGAGAAGCUAUCGUCCACUGAAGAAACCCAAAGUCAAACCUCCACCACCCAAACGGACUUCUUCGCUGAAGGAAAGCAGCAGUAGUGUUGAUGUUGGAACAGACACACAGGCAGAUCAAGAUCAACCAAAGACAGUUAGAGAACAAGAGCUCACCUUGUCUUCCACAGAUAUGAAGCUGGAACUGGAGCUAGAGCUUGGAGGUGCUCCAGAGCCCUUACAGACAUCUUGUCUAGUAGCAGAGCCUUUAGGAACAUGGGGAAUGGGACUGGGUGAAAAUGUCGACAUAGUAGAACCGAUGUCCUUCAGCUCGGCAGAUACACACUCGUUUAAGAAUGAAGGUGCUGUGCAAUCUGACUAUGCAGAUCUGUGGCUUCACAACACUGAGCUGAAGUCCAACAAUGGUGAGUACACAUCUAUGUCCAACUCAAGCACAGCCACAGGAACUACUGUGAUGGACUGUAUCAAGUCACCAGACAGCUCUUCCUCCUCCACAGAAUCCCAAAGCCAGGCCUCUGCCCAGGUGUCACAGACCAGGCCAACUAGUCCCCCUCUCCCACCUGGAGACUACAAACUUGGGUCCCCUGAGAAGCUGGCAGGCCUAGCCUCGCCAUCAAGCGGCUAUUCCAGCCAAUCGGAGACUCCAACAUCAACCUUACCCUCAUCUUCAACAGCAUUUUUCCCAGGACCUCUAUCUCCCUCCACGGGCAAAAGGAAGCCUAAAGUGCCAGAGAGAAAGUCUUCUCUUUCUUCUCUGCAGCAUUUCCCCAGAGAUGGAGUUUCCAUUUCAUCUGGCUACAAGAGAGACCCAGACUUUCCACCUCCACCUUCUCAACUUGAUCUCAAUAUUCUUCAUGGUGGCUAUGUCAGACACACACUAUCCCACCGGACACACCACAUGCACACGCUCCACCACAGCAAACACAGAGUCGCAAAUGUGUUAGCCACUGGAACAAAGUUUCUGGUCCCUGAAACAUCGAAUUCCAACCCACCACCACAUUUGAACUCAACUCCAACAAUUACAAAUUCCCAUCUAAUGGUGAUAACGCCAUCUGCUCUUCGUUCAGUGCAGCUCCAUCCAAUUAGUCGAUCCACAAAUAGUGUUACCACUGCAGUCCAGGAAACAACAAGUGGAAUUGAGACUUCUACGAGACCCAAAUAUCCUCCUAGUUGUUCUACCCUGGCUCCACCAACUAUCAACACGAGGCCACUCCCGCCUCGCAGACCACCACCCAGACCCCCAUGUCAUGACCACGUCUCCUCCCCUGAACAUUCACAACCACCUCCCCCUGGCCGCCACCCUGAUGGGCCACCAUCCUAUGAAAGCCUGCUACUCAGACAAGACCGCUAUGGAUCUGGAACUUUCUGGGCUAUGUCUGCCUUCAGAACCAGGAUGGACCCGUUAUCAGAUAUGUCUGAAGACAGCUCACCUUUGCAUCGGCCAGUGCCACGUGCUCCCCACCCUUCGCCUGUGGAUCUGCACACACACAUCCACUCGCACACAGAGUUCCGAGGGCUCACACAUUCAACUCAUGCCCACUCUGAGUUUAGGGUUUUGGGGGAACGCUCAUUCUCCCAGGAUGAUGAUGAUGAGGACGAUGAAGAGGAGGAAGAGGAAGAGCCGGUGAAAGACCUACAGAGGGCUUCAUGUUCCAGAGGAGGCAUGCGAACGGAUCACCCUCCACCCCCAGCAUACGAGUUUGCUGGAUUAUGCCACACAGACUCAGGGCCCUGGGCUAGUCCAUUCAAAGUGCCUGGUACCACAAUGGGGACAUCGCAUCCUUACCUAAUCAGCGAUGCAAGGAGAAGAGGACUCGUAGAGAGAGAAGAAGAAGAUGAAGUGACAUCCGGUGCUAACAGAAGCGCCCAUCAGCAGCAUUCACAGGAGAAUAAAGACGACUCCACAACUCCUGACACAGAGGAUUACUUCAGUAAAGAUUCCACGCCCAGUGAUAAUUCGCUCUCCCCUCUGACGGAUGACUCCAAAUUGGACGAUGAACUUCUCGCCUCACCCAACAAGACCCGUACAACUGAGGAUCUGUUUGCCAUGAUACACAGAUCCAAAAGAAAGGUCCUGGGCCGUAAAGAUUCAGGAGAUUUAAACGUGAAGUCUCGUCUUUGCCCUCCAGCGACAGUGACCCCUUGCAGUGUCACCACCGUCAUUAUCCCGCCAGCACCUCCUCUGAUCAUCCCAGCCAAUUUAGCCACAGCUGCUGGGUCACAACGAGCCCCAGUGCCAAUCUACCGCAGCGCCAAGAAAUCCACCACAUCCAACGAGGAAUUUAAACUCCUGUUGCUGAAGAAAGGUAGCAGGUCGGAUUCCAGCUACCGCAUGUCAGCGACAGAGAUUCUUAAGAGCCCCAUAACUCCUAAAAUGCCAGGGGAGUCCCUUCAAGAGGGAGCCUUCAGACAGUACGAGGAGACAACCUCUGCAUUCCAAGAGACCCCAAUUUCUAGCAUGGACCCAAUCCAGAUACCAGGUCUUUUUCCCAGGGCCAACGCUGAGAGUUUCACCCUCAAAACCCUGCCUAUGUCAGCUGCAUCUCGACAGGGACGUUCUCGGAUCCCCCCUGUAGCCAACAGCAGUCGCUACAGUACACGCAGCCGCCUCUACACCGCCCCGAUGCAAGCCAUUUCUGAAGGGGAGACGGAGAAUUCAGAUGGAAGCCCCCAUGAUGACAGAUCAUCCUAAAAACCAACCAGUGAGAGAUGUCUUGAUGAUGUUCUUACUUUAAAACAGACCCUUGCACUGUUCUUAUAUUGGAAAAGCUUCUCAUCAAGGGCCAACAGUGUAAUUCUUGUGACACACGAAAUCUGGUAAAAGUUUUGUUUUUUCUUUUUUUAAGUUUUGGAUCCACAAUUCUAUUUAAGGGUGUCAGAGUGCUGUGAGAUACUGAACCAGCUUUGAUGAUAUAUCUAAAUACUGUAUUAUCAAAACAAUAGCUCCCUCAUAGUUUAAAAAAAAAAGAAAAGAUUUGAGACCUAUUUUGAUUGACUUGUCUUUAAAAUAAAAGAGUCCUAAAUGUUUGGUAAAUAAUGACAAAAGACAUUUUGUGGAAUACGGACAACGUGCGUGCGCAUGAAUUAGCACAUGCAACAUCCACUGAUAUUUCUACUUCUCGUGUUUUGAAUGGUGUGAGUGCGUGUGUGUCCCUGAGGAACUGCUUUCUUAUUAACAUUUUAAAAUCUUCUGAAGUUUAAUAUUCUUUGAACUUUUGGUGCCCAAAGCAUCGGCCCGGAGUCUAUGACUCAAUAUUCCUGCCAACAAGCAAAGGUUGUUCCGUUGUGGAAGUUACUAACAACAUCUCGACACAGCAUCAAACGUAUCUAUUGUAUUUCCAUCUCGCAGACCUGGCAUUGAGAGUAUAUCACACAGAGCCAAUCAUAUAUUUCUUCGCAUAAAUUAUAUCCAAAAAGAUAACAUGAUGCAUGUAUUUUUAUAAAAUUGCGCCUCCUGACAUGGUGAUAAAGUUUCGCCAUGUUGCAUGACCCUAUAUGGAAACAUCCCCAGGAUCCCGGUUUCAACAUUGUUGUGGUUCCUUUGUAUUAUAAGAAUUAUCAAUCUUUCACUGUGAAAGGUUUCAGUGACAUUUGUACCCCAUUUCCAGUGAUCUAAAUUGAUUUGUCUUAGACAUGAGUUUCAAACAAGAAGGUGCAAGGGCUUGCAACUAGAUCGAGCCCACUGCUCUACGAUACUGGCUAAUUUUGGACAAUCGCACAGUGGCCUUUCUCUACUAGAGGUUGUUGUAAGCAGGGCGUUUAUAAGUCUCUGCACGUAUACAAGGACCCUCGCCAUGUUCCACCAGAAUUCAAUCACAGACUUGUUUAAACCCAACCUUGAAAUCUAGUUUGUUUAGAUGGAUUUCAGCUUUUCCAGCUGCUGGCAAGUUUUGCUGUGCUCACUUAAAGAAAGGUGCAUUUCAAAGCAGUUUUAAUCUGAACAUCGAGUGGAGAUGGUGAAAAUGCUUUAGAAAGUCCUCAAUCGGUUUUACUAGAGGUUGAUUUGGAAAAGAUUCCAAGAACCAACCUUGCUUUUGCACUUCAUGAUUCUUCAAGAAUAUUCCUUGAAAAAAAAUAUAUCUUAUAAUGAAAAAUUGCAUAUGUAUAUUUGUACUGAAUAUUAAAAGUCAUAUCUAUAUAAAACAAACAGCAGAAAUUUUAUAGGGAACGAACCUGAGUGUAGCAAAGAAGAACAGGUUUUAUUGACAUUACACGUGAAUCUUAACAAUAUACACUGUUCUCCUCUCCUUGUUGCCUCUCCUUCAUUUGCACUGACCCAGUAGCAUUAGACAGGUGAAAGCUCAACCCAGUGGCUGGGGUACGCCAUUGUCUUACCCUUGUCUAAAUUUACUACGAAAUCUGAAAGAGUGGAGACAAGAGGAGUAUAGGACUAUAUUCAACCGAUAUUUAAAAAAGGCAGCGAUGCAUAUAUUGCAUUGCUGCUUCCUUUUCUGCCCAACACAGGGAUUAGAGUAUGCUGUCAAAUCAAGUGUGUUACAGAAGCAAGCUAUCAUCAGUGGAAAAUUUGAACUCUCACCUGCCUACCACAGCAAACACAACACAUAUACUUCUUAAAUUCAGAGACCGUACUUCAAUAGAAACCAUUCACUGUAUUCUGUGAAUACCUCAGCAAGCAUAUUACUGUUUUAUUGUAAAUUAAAUAGAUAGAUAAACAGAUAGACAGAUAGACAGAUAGAUAGAUGGAUAGAAAGUUAGAGCGAUAGAUAGAUAGAUAGAUAGACAGAUAGAUAGAUAGAUAGAUAACAAAACUACAACUGUUUGAUACUCAGAGAAUCUGAAUUGCAGAACUGACACUGUGUAAGAUGGAGAGAGUACAAAGCUGUGAACUGAUUAUGAGAAUUUUACAUUCGUCAUACCCAUAUUGCUGAAACUCACUUGUUCCUACUCAUUGUUUUAUUUGUUGUGUUUUAUAUCGCAUGCAAUAAGUCAAGAAAAUAAAGAAGAAAAGAAAAGGAUACCACCAUAUCAUUAUUUUUAUCUGAGGGAUGUCUCCAUACCACAAGAAAAGAUUUUGUAUUUUCCGUUCAAAUGUCAAGUUCAAUAGUGUGUUCUAUAGAUGUACAAACUGUCUGGCUAAUUCUGUUCUGUAUAGUUGUGAUCACAAACAGGGGUUUAUCUUGUACUGUAUAUCUACUCACUGGACAAUCAUACGUAUAAAUGACUGUAAAGAAAAUGAUAUUGAAUUUGUCGGGGGGGGAGAGAAUCUGAACACUUUUGGUGCUGGGUCCUAUCGCUGGAGCUGUGGGAGUUUGGGAGUGAGAGAAAUAUUUUCAAAAAGAAACUGCUGAUUGAAUUUAAAGUGCAUAUCUGAACAAGUCCGCUUUGGGGACAAAAAAAAUAUAUGAAUGAAAAAAAAAUCAUUGAUCUGAUCAGAAAGUCAUUGUAUUUACUUAUGACUCAUAACAGAAUUUUUGGAUUCCCACAAAACAUUAUUACUGAACAAUUAAAAUAAAUAUGUAGACUUGAUACAGUUGAUAUAUAAGAGAAAAAUGCAAUGUCACUCUGUGAAAUGUCAUUGAAAAAGCUUAAUCACAUAAAUACUCCUAGUAUUUGAGGAUUUUCUUUGGGUGUGAUUUUUCCGUACUGUACCGGUGCUAGCAGCGAUGCUAAAGAGGUACUUCGAGACUGUUUCCUUUAGCUGUAAAAGCAGUGGAUAAAUGAUUGACUGACAAUUUGAUUAGAAAGACAAACUGUGGUUGCCAUGCAAACUCUUAGUGCUCAUUUAGCUCAGUCCUCAGCAGCUUGGGAAUAUAAAAGAUAAGAAUCUAUGACCUUAGAUAGAUAUAGGAUCUUCUUUCGCCAACUGUUCUCCAAUGUCUGCACACAGUUUUGCCCUAAAGGGAAAGUGUGACAAAAGCCACUUGAUAUUUUUCUUCAAGGGUGUACAGUAUGGAAUACCACGAACUUAAGAAUAAGUGACAGAGAGCAGGACAAUUUCUGAUAGUGCAGACAAAGUGUAACUAUUGAAAAGAAGCUCCAUGUUUAAAACUAGCUAGGACUUAAAGAGAUUUGAAUCACUUUUGUAUUUUUGUAUAAACCUGUAAAUACGUUUUUAAAGAAAAAAAUCUUGCAAAUUCUUUCUUUUGUAAAAUAAACCAAUAAAAAAAGAAUAAAAAGAAAAAAGUUUUUUUUUUUUUUUUCAAAGUUUAAUGAUUAUUUCCAAGCCUUUGUAUAUUUUGGAGCUGUGCAACACUUUCAGUCUUGUAUUUAUUUUUGGGGGGUUACAACAUUGUGAAAAUUCCAUUAUUCUAUAUCUAAUUCAUUUUAACAGCUCAUCAGGCUGCUUAGUAACUGUGCAUAGAAAA